Messenger RNA from Acinonyx jubatus (cheetah), 4575 nucleotides. It is a transcript of the gene IGF2BP3, whose product is annotated as insulin like growth factor 2 mRNA binding protein 3. Gene Ontology annotation, molecular function: mRNA 3'-UTR binding. Gene Ontology annotation, cellular component: nucleus; cytosol; cytoplasm. The coding region runs from base 368 to 2107 and encodes 579 amino acids. The record is from RefSeq and is a predicted model, not a curated record. Gene Ontology annotation, biological process: regulation of gene expression; nervous system development. The transcript has 15 exons. NCBI's taxonomy places the organism in Eukaryota, Metazoa, Chordata, Mammalia, Carnivora, Felidae.
GCCGAUGCCAAAGGGGUUGGGGAGGAAGAGACAAAAAGUAGUUCUUCUCCCCUCCUCCUCCUCCUCUCCUUUUUUCGCUAAUCCCGCCUCCUCCUCAGAGUUAGGAAGACUCGUUGAUGCGUUUGGGUUGUAGCAAGGCUUUUUCUUUUCUUUUUUUUUUUUUUUUAAUAUUCAGAAAAGGAAAAACAAGAACCUUCGGAUUUGAUUUUUCGCUCGUCGUUCUUGUUCUUGGUUGUAACUGUGUUGGUGUGUUUUAACGGCGAGAAAACGAAGAGAACAAAACCCGCCGGAGCCCUCCAUCACUGUGGGUGGUUUUAAUUUUUCGUUUUCCUGUGAAUUUUUUUUUAAAUAACAACCACUCUUCACAAUGAACAAACUGUAUAUCGGAAACCUCAGCGAGAAUGCGGUCCCUUCGGACCUGGAAAGUAUCUUCAAGGACGCCAAGAUCCCGGUGUCGGGACCCUUCCUGGUGAAGACUGGUUACGCGUUCGUGGACUGUCCGGACGAGAGCUGGGCCCUUAAGGCCAUCGAGGCGCUUUCAGGUAAAGUGGAACUGCACGGAAAAUUUAUGGAAGUUGAGCACUCAGUCCCAAAAAGACAAAGGAUCCGGAAACUUCAGAUAAGGAAUAUUCCGCCUCACUUACAGUGGGAGGUGCUGGAUAGUUUACUAGUCCAGUAUGGAGUGGUGGAAAGCUGUGAGCAAGUGAACACUGACUCGGAAACUGCAGUCGUAAAUGUAACCUAUUCCAGUAAGGACCAAGCUAGACAAGCUUUAGACAAACUAAAUGGAUUCCAGUUGGAGAGCUUCACAUUGAAAGUGGCCUACAUCCCUGAUGAAAUGGCUGCCCAGCAGAACCCCUCACAGCAACCCCGGGGUCGUCGUGGGUUUGGGCAGAGGGGCUCAUCGAGGCAGGGAUCUCCAGGAUCCAUCUCCAAGCAGAAACCGUGUGACUUGCCUCUGCGCCUGCUGGUCCCUACCCAAUUUGUUGGAGCCAUCAUAGGAAAAGAAGGUGCCACCAUUCGGAACAUUACCAAACAGACUCAGUCAAAAAUCGAUGUCCAUCGUAAAGAGAAUGCAGGUGCUGCUGAGAAGUCCAUUACUAUCCUCUCUACCCCUGAAGGGACCUCUGCGGCUUGUAAAUCUAUUCUGGAAAUUAUGCAUAAGGAAGCUCAAGAUAUAAAAUUCACAGAAGAGAUUCCCUUGAAGAUUUUAGCCCAUAAUAACUUUGUAGGCCGUCUUAUUGGUAAGGAAGGAAGAAAUCUUAAAAAAAUUGAGCAAGACACUGACACUAAAAUCACGAUAUCUCCAUUGCAGGAAUUGACGCUGUAUAAUCCAGAGCGCACCAUUACAGUUAAAGGCAACGUUGAAACAUGUGCCAAAGCUGAGGAAGAGAUCAUGAAGAAAAUCAGGGAGUCUUAUGAAAAUGAUAUUGCUUCUAUGAAUCUUCAAGCACAUUUAAUUCCUGGAUUAAAUCUGAAUGCCUUGGGUCUGUUCCCACCCACUUCAGGGAUGCCACCUCCCACCUCAGGGCCCCCUUCAGCUAUGACUCCUCCUUACCCACAGUUUGAGCAAUCAGAAACGGAGACUGUUCACCUGUUUAUCCCAGCCCUGUCUGUCGGCGCCAUUAUCGGCAAGCAGGGGCAGCACAUCAAGCAGCUUUCUCGCUUUGCAGGAGCUUCUAUUAAGAUUGCUCCGGCUGAAGCACCAGAUGCUAAAGUGAGGAUGGUGAUUAUCACCGGGCCACCAGAGGCUCAGUUCAAGGCUCAGGGAAGAAUUUAUGGAAAAAUUAAAGAAGAAAACUUUGUUAGUCCUAAAGAAGAGGUGAAACUUGAAGCUCAUAUCAGAGUGCCAUCCUUUGCUGCUGGCAGAGUUAUUGGAAAAGGAGGCAAAACGGUGAAUGAGCUCCAGAAUUUGUCAAGUGCAGAAGUAGUUGUCCCUCGUGACCAGACACCUGAUGAGAAUGACCAAGUAGUUGUCAAGAUAACUGGUCACUUCUAUGCUUGCCAGGUUGCCCAGAGAAAAAUUCAGGAAAUUUUGACUCAGGUAAAGCAGCAUCAACAGCAGAAAGCUCUGCAAAGUGGACCACCUCAGUCAAGACGGAAAUAAAGGCUCAGGAAACAGCCCACCACAGAGGCAGAUGCCAAACCAAAGACAGAUUGCUUAACCAACAGACGGGCGCUGAACCCCUAAUAUCCAGAAUUACAUGCACAAGUUUUUACCUAGCCAGUUGUUUCUGAGGACCAGGCAACUUUUGAACUCCUGUCUCUGUGAGAAUGUAUACUUUAUGCUCUCUGAAAUGUAUGACACCCAGCUUUAAAAAAAAUAAAUAAAAAAUAAAAAAAAAUAAGGGGGGAGGGAGGGAAAGAGAGGAGCUCUGCACUUCCCUUUUGUUGUAUUCUCAGUGUAACAAUAUUCUAAUUUUUCUUAAUGUACCCCCUGAUGCCAGAAAUUGGCUUAAUGAUGCAUUCACUAAAUUCAUAAAAUAUAGAUUGCUCCCAAAUCCAAUUGUUAAAAUUGGAUCAGAAUAGAGUUAUUACGGGAACUUAAGUGUUAAGCUAUUAGCAUAGAAAAACCGUUCUCAGUUGUAUUUGUACCUAACACUAACACGAAUAACCUAAGGGAAGUGCUGAAUGGUGUUGGCAGGGGUAUUAAACGUGCAUUUUUACUCAACUACCUCAGGUAUUCAGUGAUGCAAUGGAAACAAAAUUGUUUUUGUUUUUGGAGAAUUUUAUAUACUUUAUAAAGAUAAAAAGUCCAACAGUUUUUUAAAAAAAAAAACUUAAAAUUUAAUUAGCUGACAGGAAAAUAACUGAGAAAAAUUUUACUCCUGACUGGUGACAGUAAAGCUGGAAAAUUUCAGGUUUUUUUGAGGCUUUUGACAUCAUUAGUUGGAAAAUCCAAUAAACGUUCAGUGAUAUGGAGCAGUGCCUAUAUUUGGAGAGCAGCAAUACCAUUUAAUUUUUCGUUUAUGGUAGGGAACGUUUUUGAUGGUACUAACAGAGCAAAGUGGUUGCAGGAGGUUUUGGAACGGCUAGUUUAAAUGGCUUCAGGAGACUCCGGUUAUUUGUUUGGCUCUGUGAUUAAAUGCAGAAAAAUGCUUUGUGCUUUAGACUAUCACUACCUAAAGGAAGCGUGUCAGUCAAGAGAUGCAGCCCGUGGACCAUGAACUGACUGGCAAAAAGCAAGUUUCAGCUUGUCUUACGGGGUGCUUAGUUUGCCAACACAUGUCAGACCAGUUGGUCUAGGGUUGGAGCAGGCCCCAAAACGAUUGUUUUGUGAAGACGGAUGGGGCACUCAGAUGGUGUGACAGUGUUUAAAGGCAAUGCACAGGCUCCAUCUCCGUGGGCCGGGCACUGUCAUGAGCCUCGCUAAGCUAUUUCGAGGAUUUUUAAACAAUGAUAAAUCAAGAAAAAUGUAAGGCCACCUAAAAUAUUAUGUACAAUACAGCAGGAUUUCUGUGUUCUCUGCAACCACUUAUUUGAAAAUAAGUCAGAAAGUGGAGGAUACCAGAAAUCUUUUUGAAAUAUAAUUUGACUAUGAGGACACAUUUGAUCUUUGAUAUUUGAUACUGAACUCACGUGCCCAUUCCUUAACUUGAUGGCAAAACCUGGUAUGUACAAUUUUGUGGGUGUGGGUGGUCUCCAAGGCCAUUCUGCUCUCAGAAUUGUGUUGCUUUUGUUCAUUAAAUGAUCAGUCAUUAUAUUACACUGAUCUGAAGGGCAUAUAUAGAACCCUUUAGAAAAUAAUGGCCUCAUUUCUAUUUCAAGAUGAAUUUCUACGAACUAGGUAAGUUUUUCUGAAGAUUACUGUUAACAAUUAGACAUUUUGAAAAUGACUUGAAAUGUUUUCCUAAAUGUUUCCAGAAAACCAGUUUAUUUUGUAGUUUUAGCCAAAAAGUGCCCUUUGUCACACGAUUCAUAUAGCAUUAUGUUUUCAUACAAUUAAUUGCAAAAAUUAAAAUCAGACUGGCUUUCUGGUUGGAUUUCAGGUGAGAUGUGGUUAGGCCAGAGCUCUUCCUCAGUGUUUGAUUUUUCCCAUAUUUGUUGUUGUUGUGUGUGUGUACACACACACAGGUGCUGCAUUUAUAUCUGCUGGUUUAAAAUUUUGUCAUAUUUCACUUCUAGCCUUUUAGUGUGGCAAAUCAUGUUUUACUUUUAAUUAAGCAAUGGUAAUGGAGUAUCUAAUUCUGUAAUUGAGUUUUGUACUCACCGCACAUGGAUCAUUCCUCAUCUGUAAUGUGCCCCAAAUGCAGCUUCAUUUUCCAGAUACCUUGAUGCAGAAUAAAGUUUUUCAUCAUUAGGUGCAGCUUGGUGUAUGGUAUCUUUUAUUUCUGGUUUUUCAAAUAAACAUGAAUGUUCAAAUUUGGUCAAACUAUAAACAGAUUUUUAGUAAUACUACGUCAGUCUCAAGUCAAGUACCAAUAUCAAGUGGUACAUUAUUUUCUACAUUCCAUAGUACUUACUUUGGAUCUUUAUAAUAUUGGUACAUAUGAACUAAAAACUGUAGGUUUUAAGUAACAACACCAAUGGGGCGGUUAUGUGUUUUCUGCUUUAUUAAAAAAAAAAAAACCAAAA